Phoenix dactylifera (date palm) is the source of this 1921-nucleotide messenger RNA. Its product is annotated as RNA exonuclease 4-like. Gene Ontology annotation, molecular function: nucleic acid binding; 3'-5' exonuclease activity. The record is from RefSeq and is a predicted model, not a curated record. Lineage: Eukaryota; Viridiplantae; Streptophyta; Magnoliopsida; Arecales; Arecaceae. Gene Ontology annotation, cellular component: nucleus. Gene Ontology annotation, biological process: rRNA processing.
UAGCUAAAAUAAGGCGGAAACGGCAGAUUCUUUUUAUUUUUGGCUUCUGUUAAGGCUCUCGUCUCUCUCUACCAAAAGAGCUCUCGUCUCUCAGUCGGUGAGAGUUAGCAACCGAGCAAAAGAUCUGCGCUAAGAGCUCUCCGUCAUUGCGUUAUUCUUCACAUCCUUUCUUCCACAAUCGCAACCGGUUCGUUUAUCUCCGGUUUUCCCUUAGCUUACCACCUCGUAUGGAUCUGGAUCCCCAGCCGGAGCCUACCAUAACCCGACGGCACAAAUGCUCGGCGUGCUACCAGCAAUUCAAGAAAAAGGAACAUCUUGUUGAGCAUAUGCGAGUGUCAUAUCACUCCAUUCAUGAACCUAAGUGUGGUGUCUGCAAUAAGCACUGCAGAACACUAGCAUCGGUGAGGGAACAUCUUAUAGGUCCACUGCCAAAGCGCCACUGUGCAGAGGUAUUUGCUGCUAGUGGUUGUGAUCUUUGUUUGAACAUUCUCGAGAGCGCCAAUGCUCUCAGACUGCAUAAAGACUUAUGUCGCUUGAGUCCUGCUUACCACGGAAAUAUGACAAUGUCUAUUGUGGAGAAUUAUGCUCAGGCUGAAACGGAUAUGCCUAGCUUAAUCAUGGGAAGCAAUGGUAACCAAGUUCCUGAAGUUGUUGCCAUGGACUGUGAGAUGGUUGGUGGGGGAAGUGAUGGAUCACUUGAUCUCUGUGCGCGUGUAUGCUUAAUUGAUGAAAAUGAAAAUGUGAUCUUCCACUCAUAUGUGAAGCCUAUAAUUCCUGUCACCAAUUUCAGAUUUGAAAUAACUGGUAUAACUGAAGACCAUUUGGUAGAUGGAAUGCCUCUCUUGGAAGUUAGAAAAAAAAUUGAGAAGAUAUUGUAUAAUGGAGAAUCAAUAUCACGAGCCCGUCUGGAAGGUGGAAACGCUAGGAUUCUUGUAGGUCAUGACUUAGAUCAUGAUUUAGAUUGUUUGAAAAUGAAUUACCCUCCUCACUUGAUAAGGGAUACAGCCCAAUAUCGUCCCUUAAAGAGAACUAAUGAUUCAGUCAGCUUCUCACUGAAGUACCUCACUCAGACGUACUUAGGGUAUGAGAUCCAAAAUGGUACACAUGAUCCCUAUGAAGAUUGUGUUGCUGCAUUAAGGCUAUAUAAAAGGAUGCGAUCUCAGAUACACCAAACUGAGUUUCUAACGUCAAACGAGAGCAAUGUAACUUUUGAUACCAAGGCAUAUAAUUGUUUUGAUUCCUCAAGGUUGAAGGGACUCGUCAAGAUGUCUCCGGAUGAUCUGCUCGGUAUGUCAGUAGCUGAUUACAGGUGCUGGUGUCUGGAUAGAAGCCAAAACUCUUGACUCAGCAUUACUUGCCCAACUUGGAUGGAUAUUUUGGUUGCUCUAUAAACAGUUAGGAUAAUGCCGGUCUUCCAUAUGUUCGCAUCGCAAUAGUUUCCAUAUGUUAGCUCCUGUGGCGGGUUCCUACUGUAAAUGAACCAUCAAAGUUUGUGUAUGUUUUUCUCUUGCUAUUUAGCAGGGAAAAAAUUAUAAUUAAAAGGUGAAAAAAAUCAGAUCUUCGACACCUCAGUUCUAGGAGCAGAGUUACGAGCGGCUUGGAUGGGAUUGCGUUAAGCGCGGCGCGUGCUUCAGGCGACCUUCAUACUCUUGGAGGGUGAUUCGACCACGGAGAUCGACUGGGUUCGACGGAGCACGAGCAGGGAUGAAGAUGUUUAUCCCCUGCUCGGUGAUAUUUGGUUGAUGGUGAGAGAGGGCAUUACAUUUCAAGCUAUGCAUGUAUAUUGUGAGGCUAACGGGGCACUGGGUGGCGGCAUAUGUAGCGAACCACUCAGAAGGCACCCUGUGGGUUGGAGAGGGUGAGAUGCCUGUUGCAUUAUGAAAUCUUUUGUUUGCCGAUUUUAUUGUGUUGCCCAAGGUGA